Molecule: messenger RNA, 852 nt
Organism: Cordyceps fumosorosea ARSEF 2679
Lineage: Eukaryota; Fungi; Ascomycota; Sordariomycetes; Hypocreales; Cordycipitaceae
Product: Ribosome recycling factor domain protein
Exons: 2
Coding region: 1-852 (283 amino acids)
Biological process (GO): translation
Cellular component (GO): mitochondrion
Molecular function (GO): ribosomal large subunit binding
Source: RefSeq, a predicted model, not a curated record
AUGUCAUUGGCUCGCAUCACCCGCCAGGCUGCUCGCAGCUUGCGUACCACUGGGCCUGCUGAUCUGGCGACACGCACCUCUCGACCUGUGACCCUGGCCGCCAGCGCUGGCCUUGCCCAGCCGUUCAGCACAUCACCAGCCCGCCUCAAGAAGCGCAAGCCCGACGCGCCUUCGAAAUCCUCGCCGGCGGCGGCCUCACCCUCGCCGUCCGGCGGCAGCAAAGGCAAGGCCGCCACCGCAGCCGCCACCGCGGGUGGCGACGACUUUGACCCUCUCGACCUCGACCCCGUCUCGGCCGCCUUUGCCGAAGUCGACGCACACUUCCACACGCAGAUCCAAAACGUGCUCCACGGCGGCCGCUUCAACCCAGACCAGCUCGGCGCGCUCGCCGUCACCGUCAAGCCCGAGCACGCCACCGGCGGCGACGCGGAUGUGUUCCCGCUCCGCGAGCUCGCGCAGGUCGUCCCGCGCGGCGGCCGCACCGUCUCGCUGCUCGUCAACGACAAGGCCUACGUCAAGCCCAUCAUGUCGGCCGUGCAGGCCAGCCCGGACUUCAACCAGCAGCCGCAGCGCGCCGAGGACAACGAGCUGGAACUGCUGCUGCGCGUCGAGAUGGAGCGCCCGGAGGAGCUGGCGCGGCGGGUGCGUGAGGCCGCCCAGGCGUGGCGCGAGCGCGUCCGGCAGGCCCGCACCCGCCACGACAAGGCGCUCAAGGACGCGCGCAAGCGCGGAACGCUGCUGCCGGACGCCCUGAAGAAGGUGGAGCGCGAGGUGCAGAAGCUGCAGGACAAGAAGAUGAAGGAGAUUGACGGCAUCGAGGCGCAGAGCGUCAAGCAGGUCAGCAGGAACUAA